Messenger RNA from Vicia villosa (hairy vetch), 2421 nucleotides. Its product is annotated as receptor-like serine/threonine-protein kinase At4g25390. Bases 213 to 1940 code for a protein of 575 amino acids. The transcript has a single exon. Gene Ontology annotation, biological process: protein phosphorylation. The record is from RefSeq and is a predicted model, not a curated record. NCBI's taxonomy places the organism in Eukaryota, Viridiplantae, Streptophyta, Magnoliopsida, Fabales, Fabaceae. Gene Ontology annotation, molecular function: protein kinase activity; ATP binding.
UAGAAGACUAAAAGCUUGCUCAUUAAAAAGAGCAAUUAAAAAACUUUCCCUUAAUAAACAAAGACAAACGCGUUGUUGUACACUGCACCUUCGCGUUCCUUCCCUGUAUUCACACAAAGUCAAAUACCCUUCACGUUCCAAAAUAAAUAUCCCAACAUAACAUAACACAACACAACCCAUACACAUAACAAAAUUCAACUUCUCCGCCGGCGAUGCUGUCCUCCGCAUCACCACCGCCACAUCCUCCGCCUCAAGCAAAGAAAAAACAGAGUUCCACCGUCGUUACUGGUUGCUCUUUCCUCUUCGCGCUUCUCCACUGCCUCCGCAACGAAAAACGAACUACUCCAUCCUCCGACUCAGACUCCAACCCUCCUCAUCCCUUCUCCUACUCCCUCCUCCGCCGCGCAACGAACUCGUUCUCCAAUAUCCUCGGUCACGGUGGAUUUGGUCCUGUCUAUUCCGGUACCCUCCCUUCCUCCGGUAAACUAAUCGCUGUCAAGCUUAUGAACUCUAUUACUUCCUCCGUCGGCUGCCAAGGCGAACGUGAAUAUCACAACGAACUCUUCUUUGCCGCCAGACUCAAUUCCAACCUCCUUGUCCCCGCAAUCGGUUUCUCAUCCGAUCCAAAACGUCGCCGUUUCCUUCUCGUAUAUGAUCUCAUGAAAAACGGUAACCUCCAUGACGCGCUUUUCCGUCGUAAAUACCCCGAGUUAACGCUAUGGAAAACACGGUUUUCGAUAAUUCUCGAUGUCGCGAAAGGAAUUCAAUAUCUUCAUUCUUGCGAUCCGCCAAUCAUCCAUGGUGAUAUUAAACCUAGUAAUAUUCUCCUUGAUCAUUCCUUUUCGGCUAAAAUUGCAGAUUUUGGUCUCGCGAGGUUGAAAACCUUUUCACCUUUCGAGUUCAGAAAAGAGGAGUUCGAUAGUGAUGAGACAGAAAUUGAGAGUGUUAACACUAGCUUUGAAGAAUAUGAAACAGACAUGGUUGGUAGUGUUGGUGGCAGAAUGAAGAAGAAUGGGAGUGUAAAGGAUUAUGUAAUGAAUUGGAUUGGUAAAGAAGUGAAGGAGGAAAGUUCAAAGAAUGGUGAACUGUUGGGUGGAAAUGGAAGUGGAAAGGUAGAGAAAAGCAAGAGCAAGAAGAAAAUGGAGUGGUGGGAAUCAAUGGAGGAGGGAAAUGGAAAGGGUGAUUUGAAGAAGAAAGAGAAGAGAAGACCGGCAAGGGAGUGGUGGAAGGAAGAGUAUUCUAAAGAGCUCGCCAACAAGAACAGGAAGAAAAAGAGUGGAAAAGAUGGUGAUAGUUGGUGGAAGUGGGAGAGAGAUCGCGAUGAUGUUGAUGAUAAUGAUGCGAAAAAAAGUAGUAAAAACCGUAGCAGAAAGGAUCGUGGUAGUGGUGAUUCAUGGUUGAGUGGUAGUGGUGAGUUAAGGAGAGUUAAUUGGAAUAGCUAUGAUUCAUGUAAUAGCGGAGAAAUUCAAAAGAGUGGUGAAAUCAGCAGUACAACAAGUAUGCGAGGAACUGUUUUUUACGUCGCGCCUGAAAAUGGUUAUAGUGGUAAUGAUAUAACAGAGAAAUGUGAUGUUUAUAGUUUUGGGGUGUUAUUGCUUGUUAUUGUUUCUGGGAGGAGGCCUCUUCAGAUGAAUGAUGAUGGUGUGCAUGUUUCUGAGUUUAAGAGAGCAAAUUUGGUGUCUUGGGCUAGACAUUGUGGACGGAAUGGGAAACUACUUGAACUUGUUGAUCCUUGUGUUGAGAUGUUGUUAGGGGAUGAUAGAGAGCAGGCUCUUCUGUGCAUUAGAGUUGCAUUGAUUUGUUUGAUGAAAUCGCCUAAUCGACGUCCUUCGAUGAAACAAGUUGUGAGAAUGCUUAGUGGGGAAUUGAAACCACCUAAAUUGCCACAUGAGUGCUCGCAAACUCGAUUCCAAUUCAAGAAUCGGAAAGAAAAUUUGUGAAUGUCGGGGUAGUUAGUUUGAUAGACAUUCUUAAGAUUUAGCUGCAAAGAAUCUUCAAGUAUGUUGACGGCUAUCCAACUAACUAUAAGAAAUCAGCAUCCACAUUUGGGGAAGUUAUGUUCACAUGAAAAUGAGGUUACUAUUUUUUUGGACAUCAUGUAGGCUCCCACAUUUGGGGAAGUUAUGUUCACAUAAAAAUGAGGUUACUAUUUUUUUGGACAUCAUGUAGGCUCCAUCCAUUUCUUUGUUUCACUUGUCCUUAGGAUUGAUUUGUGUACAGAGAACCAUGUUCUUUCACACUGACUUUUAGGCGUGUCUUGAAAAUAAUGCUGUAGUAUAGGGUCAUUUUUUUGUAGUUCAUAUAACUUUUGAUGAAAAAAUUGGUUACCUUUUAAAUAUCUAGUUAUUCUUUUAAGUAGUCCAUUAUAGUUUGCUGCUUGGGCUAACUUUGACUUAGAAUUUGGAAUAUUUAAUUUUUAUU